AUGACAUACCUCGGUUCAUUUUACCCAUCAUAUCAUCCCAUUCCGAUUCACCUUAAAUUGCCUAUAUUUAAUGGCCCGGACCCAAAUCGCAAUUAUCUUCGUUCUAUAUGUUAUUCAGCUUCUCUCAAGUAUCCAUGGCGCUUGAGGAAAGUUUUUAAUCAGAUCCUUUCUUUACUCCAGAUUGGUCUUAUUUUUGAAUUUACCUUGUUCCACUUUGGUAGUUAUUUAGAAAUACCUUACAUUCGGUUGUUCAUUAAAUUUAUUUGA
Molecule: messenger RNA, 267 nt
Organism: Psilocybe cubensis
Lineage: Eukaryota; Fungi; Basidiomycota; Agaricomycetes; Agaricales; Agrocybaceae
Exons: 2
Coding region: 1-267 (88 amino acids)
Source: RefSeq, a predicted model, not a curated record